AUGCCUAACAACUACCAGAACUACCUGGCCUUCAUUUUUGCCAUAGAAGAGAUCAACAGGAAUCCUCAUCUUCUGCCCAACAUUACUCUGGGCUAUGAGUUCCACAAUUUCAUUUACAGUCAUUGGAGGAUACUAGAGAAUUCCUUCAUUUUGCUCACAGGACAACAUGAGAUCCCUAAUUACAUGUGUGGGGCAGAAAGCAAGUGUGCAGCAGUCCUGACAGAAGUACCAUGGGGAACCUCAGCUCAGAUUGGACCACUGCUGGAGCUCUACAGAUUUCCACAGGUUACCUUUGGCUCGUUUGAUUCUACCCUUAUGGACAGGGGACAGUAUCCUUCUCUCCAUCAAGUGGCCCCAAAGGACACUUAUUUGGCCCUUGCCAUGGUGUCCUUGAUGCUUCAUUUCCACUGGACCUGGGUGGGGCUGCUCAUCACAGAAGGCCAUAAGGGUCUUCAGUUUCUCUCAGAUAUAAGAGUUGAGAUGGACAGAAACAGAAUUUGUGUGGCCUUUGUAAAAAUGUUGUCAACUGUGGCUGUGUCAUAUAUCUCAGUCACACAGAAACAUGAUAUUUUGACUUCAGAAACAUCAUCAGUCAAUGUGGUGGUCAUUUACUAUGAUACUGAUAGUGCAAAUGAUGUAAACUACAACAUAGCACAAAGUUUAGUGAUAUGGAAAGUUUGGGUGACAAACUCACGAUGGCAUGCUGAUAUGACUGGGAGAAAUUUCAUACUUGACCCAUUCCAUGGGAUUCUUGUUCUUUCACACCAUCAAGCAGAAAUUUCAGGUUUCAAAACUUUUGUCCAGGCAGCUACCCCUUUCAAGUACCCAGAAGACACUUACCUCUUUAUGUAUUGGUCCAAGAAUUUUGAUUGCUCAUUCUCUGAGUCUGACUGUGCCUUGAAGAACUGUACCCCUAAUGCCUCUCUGGUUCAGUUGACUCUGAAUCGUUUUGAAACAGCCAUGAAUGACUGGAGCUACAAUAUAUAUAAUGCUGUGUAUGCUGUGGCCCUUGCCCUUCAUGCCAUGCUUUUGGAAGAAGUAGAAAUUCCAGCAAUGAGAAAUAGACAAGUGAUGAUGUUUCCUCCGUGGAAGCUGCAUCCAUUUCUGAAGAACAUCCAAUUUAACAAUCCUGCCGGAGACCAUGUGAACUUGGAUUACAGAAAGAAACUGGAUUCAAAGUAUGACAUUCUUAAUUUUUGGAAUUUUCCAGAAGGCCUUCGACUGAAAGUUAAACUAGGAACAUUUUCCACACACGCUCCAGAUGGCAAAAAAAUGACUUUGUCUCAGGAUAAGAUAGAGUGGGCCAUAGGAAUUACUGAGAAUUUCCACUCAGUAUGCAGUGAGAGUUGCAAUCCUGGAUUUAGAAAAAGCCCUCAGGAGGGAAAGUCAGCCUGUUGCUUUGAAUGCACUCCUUGUGCAGACAAUGAGAUUGCCAAUGAUACAGAUAUGGAACAAUGCUUAAUGUGUCCAGAUCAUCAGUAUGCCAACACUCGUCAAACUCAUUGUCUUCAAAAAGUUGUGACUUUUCUGGCUUAUGAAGACGCCCUGGGGAAGGCUCUGGCUGGCACUGCCCUGAGUCUCACUGUUCUCACAGCUGCUGUUCUUGGUCUCUUUGUGAAGCAUAGAGACACUCCAAUCGUCAAGGCCAACAACAGGGCUCUCAGCUACACCCUGCUCAUCUCCCUCACCUGCUGUUUCCUCUGCUCCUUGCUCUUCAUUGGCCGUCCCAAUGCAGCCACGUGUAUCCUUCAGCAGACCACGUUUGGAGUCGUGUUCACUGUGGCUGUUUCCACUGUUUUGACCAAAACCAUUACUGUGGUGCUGGCCUUUAAGGUCACUGCUCCAGGUAGAAGAAUAAGGAAAGUGUUGCAUUCAGGGGCCCCUAACUCCAUCAUCCCCAUCUGCUCCCUGAUCCAACUCACUCUCUGUGGCAUCUGGAUGGGGACAAAUCCACCCUACAUUGACACAGAUGCUCACUCUGAGCAUGGCCAUGUCAUUAUCGUGUGCAACAAGGGCUCCCUCACCGCCUUCUAUUGUGUCCUGGGAUACCUGGGCUCCCUGGCCCUGGUGAGCUUCACGGUGGCUUUCCUGGCCAGGAACCUGCCUGACACCUUCAAUGAAGCCAAGUUCCUGACGUUCAGCAUGCUGGUGUUCUGCAGCGUGUGGGUCACCUUCCUGCCCGUGUACCACAGCAGCAAGGGGAAGGCCAUGGUGGCCAUGGAGGUCUUCUCCAUCUUGGCCUCCAGUGCAGGGCUGCUGGGCUGCAUUUUUCUCCCUAAGUGCUACAUUAUUUUGUUACAACCAGAGAUAAGUUCUAUGACUGGGAUCAGAGAUAAAUCACACAAUAGAAAGAAACAUUUAGAGAUUAAAAAAAAAUAA
This is a messenger RNA of Octodon degus (degu), 2379 nucleotides long. Its product is annotated as vomeronasal type-2 receptor 116-like. The coding region runs from base 1 to 2379 and encodes 792 amino acids. Gene Ontology annotation, molecular function: G protein-coupled receptor activity. The transcript has 5 exons. The record is from RefSeq and is a predicted model, not a curated record. Gene Ontology annotation, biological process: G protein-coupled receptor signaling pathway. Gene Ontology annotation, cellular component: membrane. NCBI's taxonomy places the organism in Eukaryota, Metazoa, Chordata, Mammalia, Rodentia, Octodontidae.